AUGCCUUUGGCAGAUGUUUUUAUCCGAUCAUCAUUCGAACGAACGAUGAGCAACAAAUGGAAUUUGACCAAUCUAAGCGACGGUAGCACUGAGUUCGAACAAAACCUUCGAAUCGUGAAGUACAGUACUUUUCUGGUGAUCAGCCUCGUGUCCAUCGCUGUAUUUUUGUUCGUGUUCAUUCCCCUGAGCAAGCACUGCCGCAUAUCCAAGGAAGUGGUGAUAUUCCGAGGCUUCCUGUUCAGCUGCUUGGUCAACGACAUCGCCACGUGCUACAACUGUAUCUACGGCCUGAAACUGUCGAUCAGAGGCACCUGGCUCCUGUCCCGCCGCUAUUGCAUCCUCUUCGGGUUCCACAACUUCUUGUACGUGUUCAGUCAGACGUCAGUCACGAUACUGUUGCUAAUUGGAGCCGUAGGGCGGUACCUGGCUGUGACGAAGCCUGUGGUCUAUCGGGGUCUGCGGAUGGCGCACUACGUUGUUGUGCUGGUGGUCGUGUAUGUCCUGCGCGACGACUUCAUCUCGGCAUUCUGUCUCCAGUUCCAGGUGUUCCCCCCUUUGGUGCACGAGAUCCAUAUUUAUAUGCUUAUGACCAUCAAUACCGUUUCGAUCGCCGUCUACACACUUUUGAUCAAGAAAAUCGUGCGCCUUUCCAACAACGCGUUCACCAACCAACAGACCAGUCGACAGCUGCUGAUCACCAAGCGGUUGUCCACUGCCCUCAUCGAUAUCGUUGUCUUGAUGGUUAUCCCUCAGUUCUCUCACAUGGCUCUCAUCAUAAAGCAAACCCUGCGACAGUUUUUGGCCUUCCUGUGGAUUCCUUACCACGUCAGCGUGCUCAUCACUAUGCUCAUGUUCUGCUACUACCAACCGGAUGUCCGACACGCGGUGGUCAGUUUCUGGACCUGCAAGCGUUAUUCAGUCGUUCAGACGUUUGCCAUUGCUUCUCUUGGUCAUCUGCAUGGUAGAUCGUCAAGUGCACAGUGA
Molecule: messenger RNA, 984 nt
Organism: Soboliphyme baturini
Lineage: Eukaryota; Metazoa; Nematoda; Enoplea; Dioctophymatida; Soboliphymatidae
Source: the annotation of a GenBank genome assembly